Molecule: messenger RNA, 408 nt
Organism: Didymodactylos carnosus
Lineage: Eukaryota; Metazoa; Rotifera; Eurotatoria; Philodinida; Philodinidae
Source: the annotation of a GenBank genome assembly
AUGCACAGAGCGAGACUUUCGAGUCAUCGAACUAGUGGUGCUGACAAUAAGCUUGGUGCUGCUGCGGUCGUGGUAGGUGGACAUAUGGCUUAUAAGUAUUAUAAAAAUUCACUAAAUGCAGAUUUUUGUAUUCGGUGGGCGAAUCGACAGCCUAUUCCAAACGCAUCUACAUAUAAUAUACCUCCAUGUCCGUGUGAAGUUAAACCGAGUUUCGAUAAAGAGUUCACAGAAUUCGGUGUUACAUUUAAGCAGGAUAAUGCAUGUAAUCCGAAAUCGGCACCAGACUGCACAUAUCACAAAGGCGCUAAAGGCUGUUAUCGUGCUGGUUACGAGUCCUCUGGUCCUGGAGCACAAUGUUGCUGUCGAGAUAAUGGUCAAUGGGAAGAUAAUCCCCUCAAUGGUGCCUAA